AUCCUUAUGAUAAUAAACUCAUGCAAGCUUCUAGCACAAGAUUCUAUAGUAUACUGCCCUCUCAGCUACUUUAUUUACAUUCUCUAGCAGACGAUGCUGUGAGUAGGUCCAUGGAGUGGCCCACAAACACACACACUCCCAUUAUCAUGUGUGCCUGCGUACUGUAUGACAGAUGUAUGGAAGAUACACAAAGCGUGAAAUGUGUCGGUGAUGUUAGACGCGAGGACCUCAGGUAUGACUCAGUCAGUGCUCCUGCUUGUAUUGGUGUAUUCAUGGCUUGAGUUGCCAAAGCAUCGCAUCCCCCCUAGAAUUACCCAUUCAUCGGUCUGCCCUUACUUUAUCUUUCAUUCAUUCUCCAGCUGAGCUGAGCUAAAGCUAAGCCUUUGCUUGAUUUCCCUGGAUUGUAUACUUUCGUUUGGAUGCAAUGUCAGGAAUACCUCGAUAUGAGUAUGAUAUGUUCAUGUUAAUUGUGCGGUAGAGUUCACGGAUCUUUUAUAUUGUAGUUCUCUAAGUUCAUGCCAUGAAAUAAUUCAGGCCAACGAAAUAUUUAGAAUGCACUCAUGGAUGUAAUACUCCUAUUGAUGAUUGUGUUGCGGGGGCUUUAACAUCGAUACCUCAUUCCAAGUGAGGAAGAAAGCUAAUUUGCAGCAUAAUUGGAUGUAUCAAUCUCAUGGAUUACUACUGUCUGGAAGUCUGUCGAACCUUUACAGAUCGGUUUUUUUUCCUUUUGAGCUGCAACCAUUCCAAUCUUGAAACGUUCCCUGGGAAACAUACGUCGAUUCAGGAAAUUUACAUAGAUGCUGCACAUGCCAUUAUGGAUUUAUAUAUCUCGAUUCCAUUAAAGGAGCAUAUAUGUUUGGGUUAACUAGAAAAGUCUUUCUUCAUCUCAGUUCAUUCCCUUACAAUGAUCAUUGAAGUGUGUGUAUAGAUUUACAUGUACCGUAUUCUAAACAAUCAAAAUGAUGCGGACGUCGUUAUCCAGUGUCUUGCUAUCCGAAUCAAGCCCCCACAACGGGGUCGAUGAAGGGGCCAGAAAUAAAGACGGUGGGGGUACUUCGUCCAGGAGAUCAUUGAGUUUUAGACGCAAGAAACGUAGCCUGAGCUGGCGAAAGAACAGGUGUCUGAGUGACAUAAUCAAUGUCGAUUCAUUUGUGAACAGCCAAGAAUGGACACUGAGCAGAACAGUCCCAGAACUGAAAUUGGGUGUAGUGGGGAGCUUAACAAGUGGGAAGUCAGCUUUGGUACAUCGUUACCUGACGGGAUCAUACAUGCAAGAGGAAUCACCAGAAGGAGGGAGAUUCAAGAAGGAGAUCGUUGUGGAUGACAGGAGUUACCUGCUCCUCAUCAGAGAUGAAGGAGGCCCUCCCGAGCUCCAGUUCUGCUCCUGGGUGGAUGCCGUCAUCUUGGUCUUCAGUGUGGAGGACGAGAUGAGUUUCAACAUGCUGUACAACUUCUAUGCCAAGAUAGCCCACUACCGGAAUACGGCAGACCUUCCCAUGAUUCUAGUGGGUACCCAAGAUGCACUAACGCAAAACUCACCGAGGCUGAUCGACGACACAAAAGCCAAGAAGCUGGCGGCCGAUCUCAAACGCUGCCCUUACUUUGAAACAUGUGCAAUGUAUGGACUCAACGUAGAAAGGGUCUUCCAAGAUGCCGCCCAAUUAAUAGUGGAGAAGAAGCACUAUCACCCGAUGGUGUCCCUCUCCAACUCAAGCAGCUCCCUCCCCAGCACGCCCCACUCGGUGCGUAGCAACCCUUUCCCGGGUACCGCCCCCUUCCCGGGUCCAAACACCCUCUCCGCCCCUAGCAUCAACCAAUCCAACAGCCAGCACCACCAGCAGCAGCAGCAAGGAGGGGGAACCACUGGCUCCAUGGGCUCUAGGAAAGGCAGUAGAGACUCCAUCAGAGAAGGUUCACAAGGCUCCAACCAAGGCUCGGACAGAGGACCCCUUCAACCAAGCCCUAGCAGUACACCUAACUUCACAAGAAAGUCCAGGAGGAAAUCAAAUCUCUUCACGCCCAACAAAGGCAAACCUCAAAAUACUGAGGCAAAGAAUGGCGGUGCUGGUGAUAGUAGCUCCCUUCCAAACCACAGUCAAAGAGGAAUCGGUAGUGGAAGAAGUAUUCCAGUCAAACAGGGUUAUCUUUACAAGAGGAGUAGCAAAGCGUUAAACAAAGAGUGGAAGAAAAAGUAUGUUACACUUUGUGAUGACGGCAGAUUAACGUAUCACCCAAGCUUACAUGACUACAUGGAUGAUGUACACGGCAAGGAGAUUCGGCUUCUGAACACGACAGUGAAAGUACCCGGCAGGAGACCUCCUUUAGCCAGAGCUAACACCCAAGUAGGAUCCAAUUCAUCAAACUCAGGGACCAAUGGCAUCGCUAACAACAUGAAAGCUAUGACAUUAUCAGGGCACGCUGGACCCGGCAUCCAUUCCAACCAAGCAGCCAUAUCAAGAGACACAAGUAAUCCGAUGCUGUCACAAAGAGAAGUACAAGAAGCGAAGACAAAGUCUACAUCACUGCCACGGGAUACGUGUUUCUCAGAUGCUGUUGUCAUCUCAAAUUCAUCUGUCAUGCCAUCAAGUAUGUCAAAUGGUGUAGAUGCGCCUCUGUCGUUCCCUCAGAUGGGCAUGACAAGUAAAGAUGGGCACGGAUCCAAGAAAAAACAUAGAAGAAUGAGGAGUUCAGGAGGGAACAAAAGCUUAGAUCAUCAUCAUUUAGAAGCAGAAAGUGAAGACUGUGAGUUUGUUAUUGUAUCAUUAGACAAUAGGCAAUGGAAUUUUGAAGCCACAAGUUCAGAGGAGAGGGAUGGAUGGGUGGUGGCCGUCGAGCAGAGGAUAUUAGCAUGUCUUCAGACCAAUGAGAGUGCAAAGGGUAAAGGUCAACUCUCCAAUCUUGAACAGAGUGCCAUCGUAGAGACCAUUAGAAAAGUACGAGGCAAUGGAUCUUGUGUCGACUGCGAAGCACAGAAUCCCGACUGGGCCAGUUUAAAUCUUGGAAGCCUCAUGUGCAUUGAAUGUUCGGGUAUUCACAGAAAUCUAGGCUCACAUAUCUCCAGAGUUAGAUCAUUAACAUUAGAUGGAUGGCCUCCCGAGUUAGCGCAAGUGAUGAUGCUUACCGGCAACGCGUUGACAAACAGCGUGUUCGAGGUGUCGUUACACAGUCAGAGCAAACCUUCAGUCACGUCGGGUCGCGAGGAAAAGGAGAAGUGGAUACGAGCGAAGUAUGAAAAGAAAGAAUUCAUCGCACCCUACCCGUACCCCGAGAGAAACCUUGGUCAGCAGCUUAUGGAAGCGGUCAUCAGGGAAGAUAUCAGGGCGGUCAUGCUGUUAUUGGCCCAUGCGCAGGACGACGAGGUCAACUAUCGCUAUGGCGAUGGAGACGGGAGGUCGGCCCUUCACCUGAGCUGCGCCAUGGGAAACGUUGUCAUCACCCAACUUCUCAUUUGGUACAAACUCAAUGUAAACAUCAUGGAUUCUGAUGGGAGAACCGCGCUGGGGUACGCGAGGAGCGUUGGAGCCGACGAUUGCGCAAAGGUGCUCGUCAUGAACGGUUGCCAUGACAAUGGAGAUUUAAACUCUAACAUGAACAAUAGCACGUUACUUAGAGUGCCCCGAGGACCCGGAAGGGGGCAUCAUCUUACCGGCGAUAAGAUUUCCAGCGUAAUUUAGGACCUUUUGGGGAUAUGCAAGCUUUGCAUUCUGUUUGGUGGUAUGAGAAUGAGAGGAGAGAAAUAGGAUGUAUAUUAGUGAGGAGAGAGAGAGAGUGUGUGUACAUUUGUUUAUGGAUGCAAGAAAGAGAGUUGAUACAAGUAAAAGAGAAAAGGAGUAUAGAGAGAGAAGGUUGCUAAUGUUAGAGGCAAAGAGAUGAGAGUCACCUUAUAAGAGAAUCAAAUAGGAAGGGAGCAUGUGAGAGGAGUGGGGAUGUCAUAUUUAAUACCAUUGAUGAUUUUGAGAUUACAAACUAGAAUCAUUUUCAUUUAACAAACAUACAUUCUUCUAUGGGACACAUACUUCCCUUCAUUCAGUGCCAUGUUGAGCGCUCAGACCUGCAGGUAUGUGUUCCUGGAAAGUAAGUCUAUAUUCUAGGAUAAUUUCAGAUCUAUUGAGGUAUGAUGAUAUAUCAUGUAAUAAUAUACCAAUGCUCACAAACCUGAAAGGUAGAUUCAACCCUUCUUUGAACGUUAUUUACAAAUUCACACUUUUCAGUCUUUUACGUUACUGCUGACUUUGCAUUUGUCUGCAUUUUCAUGAUGGUUACGCAAGCAAUCGAGAUCGAAUCCCCCUCCUUCCAUUCUCACUGAUAGAUCAGAUUGAGAACAUUUUCAUCAAAGGAACAGAAUAUUCAAAUGGUCUACAAGCAGUUGGUCUACUCUACAUCCCAGAUAGUCUAACACCACAUAGGCUAAUAAAUCCAUUUGGUCCACUCUCUAUUUGGUCCAGCUGUCAUUUGAUCUACACUACACUUUAUUAGUGUAAUACCAAUUAAGUCUAAUUCUCAUUUCUUAUGAUGCUCAGACAGUCUACUUUCCAC
This is a messenger RNA of Lytechinus variegatus (green sea urchin), 4536 nucleotides long. RefSeq names its product arf-GAP with GTPase, ANK repeat and PH domain-containing protein 1-like. The record is from RefSeq and is a predicted model, not a curated record. Gene Ontology annotation, molecular function: protein binding; GTPase activator activity; GTPase activity. Gene Ontology annotation, cellular component: nucleus. The transcript has 16 exons. The coding region runs from base 960 to 3674 and encodes 904 amino acids. Lineage: Eukaryota; Metazoa; Echinodermata; Echinoidea; Temnopleuroida; Toxopneustidae.